AUGCUGCUCUGUGUAUCAGAAAAUCAGACUAUGUUUUCAGGUUACACUUAUUAUUUUGUUGCAGUUAAAGUAUCAGAGAAUUUGGAACGAUUAGAAAAGGAGAACAAAGAAUUGAGAAAAUUAGUAUUGCAGAAAGAUGACAAAGGCAUUCAUCAUAGAAAGCUUAAGAAAUCUUUGAUUGACAUGUAUUCUGAAGUUCUUGAUGUUCUCUCUGAUUAUGAUGCCAGUUAUAAUACACAAGAUCAUCUGCCACGGGUUGUUGUGGUUGGAGAUCAGAGUGCUGGAAAGACUAGUGUGUUGGAAAUGAUUGCCCAAGCUCGAAUAUUCCCGAGAGGAUCUGGGGAGAUGAUGACACGUUCGCCAGUUGAGGUGACUCUCAGUGAAGGUCCUCACCAUGUGGCCCUAUUUAAAGAUAGUUCUCGGGAGUUUGAUCUUACCAAAGAAGAAGAUCUUGCAGCAUUAAGACAUGAAAUAGAACUUCGAAUGAGGAAAAAUGUGAAAGAAGGCUGUACCGUUAGCCCUGAGACCAUAUCCUUAAAUGUAAAAGGCCCUGGACUACAGAGGAUGGUGCUUGUUGACUUACCAGGUGUGAUUAAUACUGUGACAUCAGGCAUGGCUCCUGACACAAAGGAAACUAUUUUCAGUAUCAGCAAAGCUUACAUGCAGAAUCCUAAUGCCAUCAUACUAUGUAUUCAAGAUGGAUCUGUGGAUGCUGAAUGCAGUAUUGUUACAGACUUGGUCAGUCAAAUGGACCCUCAUGGAAGGAGAACCAUAUUCGUUUUGACUAAAGUAGACCUGGCAGAGAAAAAUGUAGCCAGUCCAAGCAGGAUUCAGCAGAUAAUUGAAGGAAAGCUCUUCCCAAUGAAAGCUUUAGGUUAUUUUGCUGUUGUAACAGGAAAAGGGAACAGCUCUGAAAGCAUUGAAGCUAUAAGAGAAUAUGAAGAAGAGUUUUUUCAGAAUUCAAAGCUCCUGAAGACAAGCAUGCUAAAGGCACACCAAGUGACUACAAGAAAUUUAAGCCUUGCAGUAUCAGACUGCUUUUGGAAAAUGGUACGAGAGUCCGUUGAACAACAGGCUGAUAGUUUCAAAGCAACACGUUUUAACCUUGAAACUGAAUGGAAGAAUAACUAUCCUCGCCUGCGGGAACUUGACCGGAAUGAACUAUUUGAAAAAGCUAAAAAUGAAAUCCUUGAUGAAGUUAUCAGUCUGAGCCAGGUUACACCAAAACAUUGGGAGGAAAUCCUUCAACAAUCUCUGUGGGAGAGAGUAUCAACUCAUGUGAUUGAAAACAUCUACCUUCCAGCUGCACAGACCAUGAAUUCAGGAAUUUUUAAUACCACAGUGGAUAUCAAGCUUAAACAGUGGACUGAUAAACAGCUUCCUAAUAAAGCAGUAGAGGUUGCUUGGGAGACCCUACAAGAAGAAUUUUCCCGCUUCAUGACAGAACCCAAAGGGAAAGAGCAUGAUGACAUAUUUGAUAAACUUAAAGAGGGCGUUAAGGAAGAAAGUAUUAAAUGACACAAGUGGAAUGACUUUGCGGAGGACAGCUUGAGAGUUAUUCAACACAAUGCUUUGGAAGAACGAUCCAUAUCUGAUAAACAGCAGUGGGAUGCAGCUAUUUAUUUUAUGGAAGAGGCUCUGCAGGCUCGUCUCAAAGAUACUGAAAAUGCAAUUGAAAACAUGGUGGGUCCAGACUGGAAAAAGAGGUGGUUAUACUGGAAGAAUCGGACCCAAGAACAGUGUGUUCACAACGAAACCAAUAAUGAAUUGGAGAAGAUGUUGAAAUGUAAUGAGGAGCACCCAGCUUAUCUUGCAAGUGAUGAAAUAACCACAGUUCGGAAGAACGUUGAAUCCCGAGGAGUAGAAGUAGAUCCAAACAUGAUCAAGGAUACUUGGCAUCAAGUUUAUAGAAGACAUUUUUUAAAAACAGCCCUAAACCAUUGUAACCUUUGUCGAAGAGGUUUUUAUUACUACCAAAGGCAUUUCGUAGAUUCUGAGGUAAGGUUUCCAAAAACAAAGAGAAAUAUUUUUAGGCAACAGUUGUUAAAAUAUGCUUAAAAGUAAACUUUAGCUUAAGCAUUAAUUUUAAAUCCUUUGAUCAUCUGGGGAAAAAAAGUGUGUGUAAUUUAUAAAGAAUAAUCUAACUAACUCUUAUCUUUUC
This is a messenger RNA of Nomascus leucogenys (northern white-cheeked gibbon), 2161 nucleotides long. RefSeq names its product dynamin-like 120 kDa protein, mitochondrial. The record is from RefSeq and is a predicted model, not a curated record. Gene Ontology annotation, biological process: mitochondrial fusion. Gene Ontology annotation, molecular function: GTP binding; microtubule binding; GTPase activity. The transcript has 21 exons. Gene Ontology annotation, cellular component: cytoplasm; mitochondrial membrane; microtubule. NCBI's taxonomy places the organism in Eukaryota, Metazoa, Chordata, Mammalia, Primates, Hylobatidae.